Messenger RNA from Medioppia subpectinata, 1245 nucleotides. NCBI's taxonomy places the organism in Eukaryota, Metazoa, Arthropoda, Arachnida, Sarcoptiformes, Oppiidae. The record is from the annotation of a GenBank genome assembly.
AUGAUUGAGAUCGGAUGGAAAGUUAUGGAUCACAGCGACGGUAACCCAUUUGACGGUCCGGGAAAGACGUUAGCGCACGCAUUCUUCCCACAGUUCGGUGGAACCACUCAUUUCGAUGAUCACGAGCAGUGGUCCAUCGAUGGUAAACGCGGGGUCGACCUCUUGAGUGUGGCCGUCCACGAGUUCGGCCACGCCUUAGGUUUGGGUCAUUCGGAUAAUAAAGACUCGCUUAUUGUGGCCGUCCACGAGUUCGGCCACGCCUUAGGUUUGGGUCAUUCGGAUAAUAAAGACUCGCUUAUGUAUCCAACAUAUGCGGGCAAACGGACGCAACUGAGAACAGAUGACAUCAAUGGCAUUGAAAUGCUUUACGGGAAACGACAAGAAAGAGACACAACAUAUUUAGAUACCAAUGAAAACAGGAAACCGAGUGUCAAGUCCGGUGCGCCCGACCUGUGCUCUGACUUCAGAUUAGAUGCGGCCGAUUGUAAUUCAAUGGACGAGUGUUUCUUCUUUAGAGACGAUUACAUUUGGAGAAUCAGUGACGACACGGGUAUAUAUCCCGGUUAUCCCAAACGCAUAUCCGAUAUAUUUCCCGGCAUUACCGGUAAAGUGGAUGCAGUGGUGACGGACCAGAAUAGUGGCCGCACUUAUAUUUUUAAGAAAAAGAAAGUUUGGGUUUUUAAGGAACCGAUGACGACAGCGAUCAGAGCUGAGGAUACAAUUGACAAUUUGAUCCGAGGCUUAGAGACAACACAUUUAGAUGCGGCCACUCGUUGGGGCUUCAAUGGCAAAAUAUAUUUGUUUAAAAGUGAAAAGUACUGGCGAUAUGAACCGGAAAGAGUGAAUUAUCCCAUAAACAGACGCUAUCCCUCAUCGAUUCAGACGUGGAGAGGACUUCCCGGUUCUGUAGACGCGGCAAUGUUUUGGCCUAAAACUGGUAAAACCUACUUCUUUAAGGGCUCACAGUAUUAUAGAUUCAAUGAUAUCUCAAGUUCUGUGGAUCAGGCAAACCCUGCCUUUCCAAGAGAUGCCUCCAAGUGGUGGCUUAAAUGCAAAGUCGGAGCACUCAAAUCAAAUGAUAUCGUUGAUGACAAUUGUGGUCAUAAAAAGUGUCAAAAUAUCAACGAAUCAAACGAUCCGAGUGGACACGGAUUCUUCACAUCGGUCUCGAGAUCAGUUGUCAACAGAUUUCUCAAUUUAUUUGCUUAACCAUUUGAUAAUCAAACCGUUUAAUCAAUAAUAAAC